AUGAAGGGCAUACAAGUAUCACAAUAUGUCAAGAAACUUGACGACCUGAAAGUCACCACACUUGCAGACCCUGUGCCGGGCCCCAAUGAGUAUCUCAUCAAGGUCGAGGCAGCUGCCACCAACUUCUUCGACAUCCUGCAGGUCCAGGGUAAAUAUCAGCACCAGCCACCGUUUCCCUGGAUUGCAGGCAUGGAGUUCGCCGGCACAGUGCUUUCCACACCAUCCGCGAGCUCCAACCCAAAGUAUCCGGUCGGCUCGCGCGUGUUCGGUGCCUCCCAAGGCGCAUACGCCACACUCGCCACCGCAGCCGAGGCGAACCUGCGCCCGCAGCCCAAGGGGUGGACGUCGACGGAGGCGGCCGGGCUGUUCGUCACGGCGCCGACGAGCUACGGGGCGAUGGUGGUGCGCGCAGGCGUAAAGAAGGGCGAUUGGGUCCUGGUGCACGCGGCCGCGGGCGGCGUUGGGCUCGCGGCGGUGCAGGUAGCCAAGGCGUUCGGUGCGACAGUAAUUGCUACGGCCGGGACCAAGAGGAAGCUCGAGGUCGCGAAGCAGUUUGGGGCGGACCACGUCGUUGACUACAAGGACGAAAAGUGGCCUGAGGUGGUGAAGAAGCUCACGCCCAAGGGGCGUGGAGUAGAUAUUGUCUACGACCCGGUUGGCAUGGUGGACAAGAGCACCAAGUGUAUCGCCUGGAACGGGCGCAUCCUGGUGAUUGGAUUUGCGGCCGGGGCGAUCGAGAAAGUGGCUAUGAACAAGGUUUUGUUAAAGAACAUCUCCAUCGUGGGGAUCCACUGGGGCAUGUAUUCGAAAAUGGAGUCCGAGACAGAAGUGAGGGUGUGGGAGGAAAUUCUGCAGCUGGUCGAGGACGGCAAGUUCAGGGGCACCGAGUUUACAGACAAGGAGUUUGUGGGCCUGGAAAGCAUACCAGAGGCUCUGAUGGCUCUUGGAAGUAGAGAGACCUGGGGCAAGGUCGUGGUCAAGGUGCCUCAGGACGGCCAGGCGAAGCUCCAGUCCAGCGCCGACAAGAUGAGCUUCGCUAUCGAGGUGCCUGGCGAGGCCAGCCCCCUCACCAUGCAGGAGCUCUGCAAGGCCCUGGAGGCUGCCACCUCCAUGGAUAACAGCCAGAGGCAGGCCGCCGGCCAGCAGCUCAGCACCUGGGAGACCCAACAAGGCUACUUUCCCUCCCUACAGAGCGUCUUCCUUGACAAAUCGAUCCCACGAGAGAUUCGCUUCCUGGCCAUAAUACAGAUCAAGAAUGGAAUCGACAAAUACUGGCGCCAUGUUGCCAAGAACGCCAUGAACCCCGACGACAAGGCACUCAUAAGGUCAAGAUUGUUCCAAGGCACCUUGGGAGAGGAGGACAGGGCUUUUGCACUCCACAACGCCCUUGCGACCGCCAAGGUCCUCCGUAUCGACUACCCAGACUCAUGGCCAGAGGCACUUCCGAGCAUCAUCGACCUCCUGAGGACGUACAAGAAUGGAGACCAGAUACUCUUGGGUGGUGCUUUGGUCAUUCUCCUCCGGGUUGUCAAGGAGCUCGGCACUGCUCGAAUGCGAAAGUCCCAGACAGCCCUUCAGUCCGUCACACCUGAGCUGGUCUACCUCCUUGGCGAGAUAUAUACGGAGAGAGCCACUUUGUGGACUGAAUGGCUGGCGAAUGGACGUGGGGACGAGGAUGCCGCAGACCUGGCCAUGCAAAACAGUCUGUUCGCGGCAAAAAUCCUACGGCGGUUGCUGAUCCUCGGGUACGAGAACCCUGUUAAGGAUAAGGUUGUCGUCGAGUACUGGUCCGUCACCCAAAACCACUUUGGCCAAUUUUUGGGCUACGUGAGCCACGAUUCCGCUGUCCCUGCUCCCUACCAAGAGGUUGUGGGGAAGCAUCUCCUCCAGUUCACAAAGCUGCAUCUCGAAAUGUCCGAAACCCAUCCUGCCAGCUUCCCUCUUCUGCCAAACUCAAUCCCGCUCGUGCUCGCGUACUGGGACCUCGUAGCCAAGUUUGCCGAGGUUUUCGACAAGUCCGGCGGCCUGAGACAGACAACGACCGCGGAUGGAGCCGGCGCCAAAUCCAAGGUUGAGGGCCCGUUGCUAGAGAAAUUGGCCCUCAAGGGUUUGCUGUUGGUCAAAAGCUGCGUGGCUAUCGUCUGGAAGCCUGUGCAGACUUUCAAGUACCUUAGCAGAGAGUUUUUGGAACAAAAAGACAGAGCUGUCCAGAUCAUCAAAGACGAGUUGCUAAAAGACGACCUCGUCAUGCAAAUCGUCAAUGCCAUUAUCACGAAGCUUCUGAUCUUCCGCCAAGCUGAUCUUGAGGCAUGGGAAGACGACCCGGAGGAUUUUGAGUCUACGGAACAAUAUUUGGGUGAUGUAUGGCAGUUUGCUGUGAGGCCAUGCGCCGAGCGAGUAUUUCUGGAACUCUUGGUGCACUACAAGACCCUCUUGACACCCCCUCUACUGUCUUAUUUCCAGCAAGCGACAAGCGCCGAUUCGGACGUUAUCACAAAAGAAGCCAUUUACACUGCAAUGGGCGCAGCCGCACCUAAUAUUUCGGAAGCUUUCGACUUCGACAACCUCCUCACGACAACGCUCGUGCAAGACGCACAAUUCACUGGUCCACUGGCUAAGGUCCUCCGACGGAGGAUCGCGAUCCUGAUCAGUACCUGGGUGCCGGUCAAGAUCGCUGACGCGAGUCGGCCAUUGAUCUUCGAAAUCUACCGACACCUUCUUAACAACAAAGAUCAGAACAAUGAUGAGGUUGUCCGGCUCACCACUGCGAGACAAUUAAAAGAAGUGGCCGACGACUUCGGAUUCCAAGGCGACGUGUUUGCGAAAUACGCGCCAGAUUUCCUCCCUCAACUUAUCGGCCUACUCGAAGUCACGUACCUGGAGGACACUAAGCAGGCUCUCUUCGAGACCCUUCGCGUGUGUAUACAGAGGAUGGAGGAACACGUGCUCCCCUUUGCGGACCCCAUUAUGGCGGCACUUCCGGAUCUGUGGGAACAAUCCAAUGAGGCGUACAUGGUCAAGGCUGCCAUCAUUGGGGUUCUGUCAGCGCUGGUGAACUCGAUAGGAGCUGAGUCGCAACGCUUUCAGCAAGCAAUGCUCCCCAUUAUUACUCAAUGCAUGAAUGACAGCUCAAGUCAGGCUUUUCUCGAAGACAUCGUGGACCUCUGGAGGUCGCUCAUCACUCAAAGUGCCUCUCCAUUGUCUGCAGAUAUGAUCAGCCUUCAACCCAUGAUACUUCCUCUUCUGGAUAAUGAGCCUCAGCUGGCCGAGGCGGCGUAUGAAAUUCUGAACGCGUACAUUGUCUUGGCUCCUGACGCCACAUUAUCAGACAAUUUGCGAAGACGCACUUUGGAGGCACUGGUAGUCCCUCUCCAAUCAUCUGGUCGAAGCCGAGGCGCCGAUGUCUUGACUAGCUACAGGAAGAUCGAACUCAUGUUCCUCGCGGCCUCAGAGCUCGGCGGCUCAAACGGCGCGUCUGUCAUCACACAGGACCUCGUCGAGCUCGGCAUCGUCCAACUUAUGCUCCAGCGCAUCCACACCGACUGGGAGCGGUCGCAACUGACUGGCCCCAACGCGUCGAACAAGGAGGCCCUGGAAUGGUCGCACAAGCUCGCCUACUUCAGCAUCCUCGCCCGCAUCGCGCUCGCGGACCCCAGCCUGCUGAUCAACGUCAUCUCCACCGUCGGCGCCGACAUCACACAGGUAUGGCCGUGGCUGUCAGCGCAGUGGUUCGGCUCGUUCGACAGCAUGGCCGACAUCGAGCGGCAGAAGCUGUCGUGCAUGGCCCUCACGCGGCUGUGCGAGCUGCCCCAGCCCGUCCAGGACCUCGCCUGCUCCAGCCUCCAGGACUUCUUCACCAUGUGGCCGUCCGUCGUGCUCCAGUGCCACGACGGCAACGCCCUCGGCGAGGACGGCCUGGUCUGGGACGCGCCGCCCCAGUCGGACGAGAGCACGCCGCUCGAGAACGCCGAGGCCGCCCUCGUGGCGAGAGACCCGGUGCACACGGUGCGGACUUACGGGUUCGUAACGGAAAGGCUGCAGGGGUUGGUGCAGAGGGCCGGCGGGGAGGCCGCCUUCAGGGACAACUGGAUGGUCAAUGUGGACAAGGACGUGUUGGAGGGCUUUGAGAGGUUGGCUAGCGGUGCCGGUGCACAGUAG
Diaporthe amygdali is the source of this 4158-nucleotide messenger RNA. RefSeq lists its product as uncharacterized. Bases 1 to 4158 code for a protein of 1385 amino acids. The record is from RefSeq and is a predicted model, not a curated record. Gene Ontology annotation, molecular function: small GTPase binding; oxidoreductase activity; zinc ion binding. Gene Ontology annotation, cellular component: mitochondrion. NCBI's taxonomy places the organism in Eukaryota, Fungi, Ascomycota, Sordariomycetes, Diaporthales, Diaporthaceae. Gene Ontology annotation, biological process: intracellular protein transport. The transcript is spliced from 4 exons.